Messenger RNA from Besnoitia besnoiti, 2754 nucleotides. RefSeq lists its product as uncharacterized. The transcript has 4 exons. Bases 1 to 2754 code for a protein of 917 amino acids. The record is from RefSeq and is a predicted model, not a curated record. NCBI's taxonomy places the organism in Eukaryota, Apicomplexa, Conoidasida, Eucoccidiorida, Sarcocystidae.
AUGUCAUCACCGUGCAACGCGAAGGCAACAGGCGGACAAGAAGUAACAAAUGAAAGCAAUGCGCGAGCAUCCGGAGCUCUAGCUACGAUCACGAUUCCGUCUUCAGAAGCUUUCGGUGGACACGAGUCCCUCAAUGCAGGUUCGGGGAGUCCUUGCAAAAACCUGCGUAUCAUGGUGCUGGAGCUAGAGUCGCGGGAGCCGCCGGCCCUAGGGGGACGAGGAUCCGAUGCAGUUCACAAUAAAGCGUUUCGGUCGACCAAUCUCUGUACGGUCGAUGGAUGGCGAGGUGAUUCCACUGGACCAACUGAGAGCUUGAUUGUCACCUCUCACGAUGAAACAGCACGGGACGAAAGCGCGACGGCGGGUAAACGCCCUACAAACUCUCCACCGAAAGCAAGUGAUUGCUGGAAGAUGAAAGCCCUAAGUCUUCGCGGGGGUAUUGUCGCCGGGAAACUGCGAAGUGGAUAUGGGUAUACGGAUCAGCCUUCAUGCAAUCUUCCUUCAUGUGAGCCACGGGAGGCCAUGGCAUCUUCCGUGCCGGUCACGACAGCCGCGAUCUCUACACGGAGCAUCCAUGUGAUUGAGACUCCAUCAUCGUGUCCUCAACCUCAUCUGUCGCUGACCGACCCACCGCCUCUUCAACAGGAGAAAUGUGAACAAUAUGCUUGCGCGGAUAAAAAUGAAAUAAAUGCUCACGAUGCGCAUCCAGCAGGAAUCGGGCAGACCUCUCGGAAAGCUGCAACCGAUGUCGGCAAGUGUGAAGUUGCGCUGGACGGUACUGCGGCGGAGGAGCGCGAAUGGAUUUCCUUGGAGGAGCUAAAAGCUCUGUUGAGGGGAAGGCUAACUGAGUCUGUCACUAAAGCUGAGGUGUCUCCGACGGCAGCAGGUGGUGAGACCUGCGGGACUGCACAGGCUCACAUUCCCAUCAAGACAGCGGACCAGCCACCGGAAGGCGAGAGCCGGAGCACUGGAGUGUGCGGAGGCGCCGAUGCUCAAGGAGCUGAAAUAUGCAAUGCUGCACAGAUCCUCCAAGAUAUCCUGAAGACGCGGCGAGUAGCGGCGGAGGAUAUGGAACCUUACAAGGAAAAACUUCCAUCUCUAGGAGCACUGCUGCAUGACGAAGGCAUGUGUAAACCUUGCGUGAGUUGCUCCUACGAAAAUUACAUUGCUGAUGUGACGGUUUCAGCAUUCUUUCCUACUGUGGCUUCCGAUUCAAGCCGUGCAACCUGCCAGCACUCCGCUGGGAGCCAGCCAUGCCCUCUCGUGCCUGGCGUGUCGCUCUCUCUCUAUAGUCGUGCAGGCGACGCCGUUCCCACAAGGCCAAAAAAGGGGGUCCUCCCUGCGCUUCUUCCAGAAAGUGCAAGAGCCAUUCACUUUAGCUCUCUAAGCCACGCAUCCAGCCAGCUCCCCGCACGUCCCCCACCACCGCCCCCACCGUCUGGCGUGAAUACAGCCAUUUUGUCUAGCAGAAUCGGACUGGAUGUGUUGAAGGGUGCACGGAAGCCCAGGGCGGAGCAAUGCCCCACACUUCUUACUGGAACCAGCAGCCAUCAGUUGCUGCGGUCUCCCUCCGCAGGCCGAUUCCCGAUAGGCGCCGGAAGCCCAGCGUCGCCACACCUGCCGGGUGCGACGGGCGAUUGCCUACGAAAGACCAGCUAUUUUGCAGAACGUCGCGCCAAAGAGGCAGCAUGUUUCUUGGGAGCUACGGCAGCCUCGCGCAACAACUUCAGUAAACCCCCCCGUGCUCAUGUGUCCGCACGGAAGCAGCUCGGCAACUACACGGUCACGGUCAAGCCUCUGACCCCGGACCACUCCUCUGGUCGCUGUUCGAUAGAAGGUAUUCAGGCUGGCGAGUAUACUGGGACGUCCUGCCACAACACCGGAGCAGCGAGGGCUUCUUCCCUGGAACAGAGAUUCGCUAGUCCGGUCAAGCGGGAGCUACAUAAUCCUACUGAGCUGCUAAUGAAGCUAGCCGCCGUUGGGGCCUGCCCCACUGGCGACGCCGUGAGUCAAGCAUUCCAGCCAGCAGCUCCGGAUCCAACUGGCCAGCUAAACCGACCAACACACCCGCCUUCCGCAGGGUACCUCCGAUCCGGAGACCGCAAGAAACAGCAUUCGCUAGGCACCUGUGAGGGAGGUGUCGCAAACGACCGCCAGUGGGAUGUAGAGACGGAGAUGCGCGUCAUUUCGUGGCUUCGACAGCAGUGUGGUUUAGACUUGAGGGCGCGAGCAACUCUGGACUGUGGACAUUUUUGCCAGGCAGUUGAUGCGGAGGGGGCGAGCUGCGCUUCCGCUAACCCCGGGGAUGAAACCCUCGAAGUGGGGGGAGAAAGCAAGCUCGUUGGUGAAGCUUCUUGCAUGACACAGAUUAACGCAGGCCGAGUUAAAGACUAUACUCUCAGGAUGGAAGAUAAUGAAGGAGCGAGGCCCUGGAUAUCAACUGGCGUUUCGAGUGUGGUACCGGGUCACGAGACAGCGGGGGAUCAUGCCACAAGAAUCGCCCUGGAACGACUGAAUCGAGACGAACUGGUGCACCUAAUGAACCUGAUUACAUGCACAUUAGACAGCCAAAAUCAGCAAACUUUCGCAAGACCCAUGAUGGACGUUCAACCGGGUAGCACCCAUGUAGAUUCUCACCCCGAGCGUUGUGUUGAUGAGAGGCGGGUGCAAGACGCGUCUUGUGCCGAGAAACGAGGAAACGGUGAGAGCGAAUCCACCAUUUCCUCUCCCCGUGAGGGCCUUGUAUUGUACUGA